Molecule: messenger RNA, 264 nt
Organism: Prunus armeniaca (apricot)
Lineage: Eukaryota; Viridiplantae; Streptophyta; Magnoliopsida; Rosales; Rosaceae
Source: the annotation of a GenBank genome assembly
AUGCCUCCUAUUUCCAUCUACCUUAGCCGGAGCGGCCUUGAAUUGGUUCUACCGACUGGAGCCAAACAGAUCGCCUUUACUCCGCCGAUGACCUUUGCACCAUUCGGCAAGGAGACAGGGAGCCUCUUCGAGAAUACGCAGCCAGAUUCAGCCAUGAGUACUCUCGGUGCCCAGAAAUCGACGACCGAGCAGCCUUCGGCGCCUUUAAAAGUGGCCUCCGAGCAUCUCAAUUCCAAUAUCUGGUCCAUAGCAGCAAUUGGAUAA